Messenger RNA from Rhodamnia argentea, 590 nucleotides. RefSeq lists its product as uncharacterized. The record is from RefSeq and is a predicted model, not a curated record. The transcript is spliced from 5 exons. Bases 23 to 541 code for a protein of 172 amino acids. Lineage: Eukaryota; Viridiplantae; Streptophyta; Magnoliopsida; Myrtales; Myrtaceae.
UCUCUCUCUCUCUCUCUCUCUCAUGGCGGAUGACACCGAGGAGGUUUCAGAAGUCGGUCCUCCUCAACAGCUCCCCCCUCCGUUCCUGGAGGUGGUCUGCAGGAGCUCCGGCAAGCGGAGGAGGUUCGCGGCAGGCGCGGAGGCCGGAUUCGCCGUGCGGGUGAUGAACAAGAAGCUGGAGGGUGGGUCCCCAUUUGCUCUGUACAUUGAGGCAGUCAAAGAAGGAGAGGAAGCUGUGGCUUUCGGCCCUAAUUCGGCCCUCGUGGACUACGGCUCUGGAUGGAGGUUGCAGACUGUCAUUGAAGUGGAUUAUACUGGCGGGGAUAAAGGUGAAGGGUUUCAGCAAAGGAUGGCGCGAUCGCCUUUACGGAACACCGACGGUUCGAGGGUCGCGAAGGAUGUAGGAAAACCCACUAUCAGUUUGGUGUACGUCGGGAAAAUAUUAGUUGCGUUCAUUUUGAUAUUCGUUCUUGGUGCGAUCUUCACUCUGGCUCUUGAGUAUCUUCCCAUGUUAAUUUUGUCCAUCAAGUCAUUCAUGUAAAGAUCAAUGAUCCGAGUUGAAUGGAAUUGGUGUUCGCUUCUUCAGCUUA